This is a messenger RNA of Nasonia vitripennis (jewel wasp), 4978 nucleotides long. RefSeq names its product organic cation transporter-like protein. The coding region runs from base 1884 to 3563 and encodes 559 amino acids. Gene Ontology annotation, molecular function: transmembrane transporter activity. Gene Ontology annotation, cellular component: membrane. The transcript is spliced from 10 exons. Gene Ontology annotation, biological process: transmembrane transport. The record is from RefSeq and is a predicted model, not a curated record. NCBI's taxonomy places the organism in Eukaryota, Metazoa, Arthropoda, Insecta, Hymenoptera, Pteromalidae.
AUACUCAGCUGUACAGUGUUUUUCUCCGCGUUAUUUCCCGCAGUAUAACAAUGUGAAUGUAUUUAAAUGCCGCUCGUAUCAUCCGCGAGAGGAGUGAUGUAUCUCGCGCGCACUCAGCUGCGUGCUGAGAUAUUUUUUAUCUUAAGGUAGUUCACCGGCUGCAGUGGUGCUCAAAUAGGGUUUUUAUUAGAAAAUUCCUUUUUUCAGAUAUUAUACAGUGUUAUCUAAUGUCAAAACCUUAUAAUUCAUAGUAUCAAACAUUAGAAUGGUGAUGUAAAUUGUUUAGAGUAUAAAAUACUCUCAAAACUUGUAAGAGGGAGAAACAGUGCGCGCCUGUAUAGAUAUACUGCAUAUAGCAUGGGAUGAAAAAUUUGAAUUGUUGUAUCUUAAAAAAAAGCCUCGUUUGCCCUAUCCAACUUUUUCUCCAUGAUUUGUAUCGCUAUUUUACACCAUAAGCUUGCUUUUAAAAAAUAUUCUAAGAAAACUCGCUUCGCAAUUCAACUAUAAACGUCCUCAAAAUUCGGACUCGGUAUAGGCUCUAAAAAUAAUGUCGCUUUGGGGGGUAAAAAAGAAUAUACCACGUUGUAGAGGACACUUAAUUGAACAUGUAAACAAAGUUUGAGCGAUAUCCUAAGAAAAUAAAUAUUCCGGUGAACUACUUUAACGGUGUUGAGUGGUGCAGCUCAUGCCGUCAGUAUAUAUAUAUAUAUACUUAUGGUACCGUGAUUCAGAUGCACAUUUAUACAUGUACGUGUUAAAUAGAAUGAAAAUUAAACUGAACCACUCAUCAAUGUCUGCGUUAUAAAAUUUAGUCUCAAUCGGAAAGUUUGCAACCGCCCAAUUAAGUGUUAAGUUUAGUGAAUCAUUCUAUAUCUACCGAAAGAAUAAUAAAUAGAGUAGUAGAGCUCUCUGAGCAUUUUUCUCCGCAAUAUAGGCCAUUGUUAGAAACGUUCGCUCGCGCAAAAACGACGAUUAGAUUGAUCAAUGGAUUUUCCGUGUCGCAAUUAUAUAAUAGAUAAACGAUGGAUGAUCGGCUCCUCUAUAAUCGUAUUCAUGUAUGUAGAAAGCACGCGUAACAUUGCUAAAUUCGACCGGCGCUCAUUAGACACACAUUCCAGAGCAAUUAGUCUAGCUUCAUAUAAGUACUAGCUAUAGUUAUCUCAGAGUAUACAGUAGUCGAAAAGCACAUCUAGUCUCACGUGCUUAUCUCUAUACCGCACCGAUGUAGCCGAUACCUCCUCGGAAUCCUCGUAUCAGGUUGAGAGGAGCCAGAGACUACAUUUCGAAAGCCGAUACAUUUCUCUCUGCUAACGAUAAAUCGGCAUAGGUACACGAGUGUACAUAGGAUCGCCGGUCAUCCGCGCCCGCACACAACGCGUGCGUGGUGUACACAAAGAGAUAGAGAUAGAGCGCGAGAGAGAGAGAGAGAGAGAGAGAGAGAGUAGGGAGAGAGUCGCCGCGUCACGGCCAACACGCAGCGCACGCCGGGAAAAAGAGCCGCUGACCCGCGCACCAUUCCAUUCGGCUCUCGGGAUUCGGCCGGUCGAGUAGUUGUUGUAUAUAGUGUAUACAUAGCGGCUCGAUGAGAGCGACUCUGUGUUGUUGUAGUGCGUAGCAUACAUGUAGCCGGGCUGCAGCUCGCGAGAAGCAGAUAAGAGUAAAUAUCGUCGAUUAUACACGCAUAUAAAGCCUCCUUAGAUGAGCCGCGCUCGAUCGUGCUGCAGCCGCGCGUCUUUCACGCGGUCUGCCGAAGCCUCGUUUUUGGGCGUUUUCUGAAGCGAAUUAGUGAAUGCGUUGGUGUGCGCAACAGCUGUGAGAGCUUUGUAGGAGCUGUUUGUGUGAUUCGAUACAUCAGGAAGUAUAAUAAAUAGACAGCGGUAAACAUGCAGGACAUCGAGAGUUUUGGCAAGUAUCAGCUGACGAUCUACGGGCUCAUCACGCUGCCGCUCAUACUCUCGGCGGGAUUCACGCUCGACUUCGUCUUCACCGCCGGACCCGUCGAUUUGAGGUGCGCGGUACCGGAAUGCGAGAACCCGAGCAACGCGUCCUUCGCUGGCCCAGCCUGGUUGAAGAGCUCUCAGCCGGACGAUUCUUCCAAGUACUGCAUGCGCUACGAGCCGGCCAACCCAAACAUCGGUUCGACGAACAACGACUGCUCGGAUCCGUCCUUCUUCCAGAACAAGACGAUCAAAUGCGACCAACUGAUCUACGAUCCCGACGAUCUCACCAUCAUGAACGAGUGGGGAAUAACUUGCGACACCCAAUGGAUGCUGAAUCUCGUCGGAACGAUAAACAACGUGGGCCAGCUCGUCGGGCUGACUUUCGCCUCGCCGCUGUCCGACAAAUACGGACGCAGGACAGUCCUCGCCGUGAUAACCUUCCUCGCGGGUUUAAGCGGUGUGAUACACUCGUUCGCCGUUAAUUACUUGAUGUUCGUAAUCUUCGAAUUCAUCGACGCCUGCUUCGCCGCCGGUAUCUACAGCGCCGGCUUCAUUUACGCCAUGGAGAUGACCGGCGUGGAGAAGAGGAUCCUGGGCAGUACCAUAAUAUCCUGCAUCUUCGCGAUCGGUGAGGUGUGGCUCGGCUUGGCCGCGAUGUGGAUGAGGAACUGGAGGUUCCUCAUGCGGCUCAUCUACGGGCCUGGUUUGCUCGUCAUUUUGCUCAUGUUCAUACUUCCGGAAUCCGUGAGGUGGUUGCUGGCCAACGACAAACGCGACAUGGCUGAGAAGAUUUACAGGAAAAUGGCUCGGGUGAACAAGAUCGAUCUGUCCGAGGAGGCCUUCCUCGAGCUCAAGAGCAUAAACAGCGAAAAGCCCAGUGAGAGCGAAGAGAAGAAAACGAAGCAAGAGCUGACGCAGGAGAAGAAGGCGAGUAAAGAGGAGCCGACGAGGCUGAUGACGAUAUUCAAGAGUCCCAAGAUUCUCGUGCGACUGAUGAUCUGCUCGUUCUGCUGGUUCACCAACAACUUCGUCUACUACGGCUUGUCGCAGAACGCCACGACCCUGUUGGCCGGCAACAAGUACAUCAAGUUCAUAGUCGUCGUCGCCAUCGAGAUUCCCAGCAACAUCCUCGUCCUGCCGCUGCUCAAUCGAGUCGGACGUAAGGCUACUCUCUGCGGAACCUUCAUCCUCACUGGGGUCUUCCUUCUGGCCAUUGAAUUCGUGCCGGACGCCGAUCACGGAUUCUUGCCGAUCCUGGCGCUGCUCUUCUACGUCUGCGCCAAGGCCUGCAUCACCAUGGCCUUCUCGACCUCGUACGUCUACACGACCGAGCUCUUCCCCACGACGCUCAGGCACUCGCUGCUCGGCAUCUGCAGUAUGACCGGCCGCCUCGGUUCUAUCCUCGCUCCGCAGACGUCGUUACUGGCCAAGCUCACUUACGAGGGAGUGCCAGUUUUGCUGUUCGGAAGCGUGACCCUCACCGCGGGACUCUUGUCGCUGACCUUCCCCGAGACGCUGGGGACGAAAUUGCCGGAUACGCUAUUCGAAGCCGAGCAAAUCGGCUGCGACAAGUACAAAGAAAAGGCGGAAGGCAACGGCAUCGCACCGACGUCCGCCGCUUGAUUUCCUCGACACGCGCAUCCGGACUCUAUGAAUUUUUGCAUUUAGAUAGCAUGAAUCAUUUUUCUCCUUAUUUGUCCAUAAUAGUCUUCUUUCGCAUCGUUCACCCGAUUUUGCCGACCUGCAAGAUGGUGUACCGGAGAAGGAAGUGUCGCGAAUACCGUCAGUACUUAUAUUUCAGGCUCGCGAAAAAGUGCGAUGAAGAAGACGUAAUUAUACGAUGUCAAUAAAAUUACCCUUGCGUGACGAGUUGCGUCAAGGCACUAAACUGCCAGGCAGAGAGAGAGAGAGAGAGAGAGAGAGAGAGAGAGAGAGAGAGAGAGAGAGCAAGAGAAAGAAAUUGUAACCGCGAAACGCCCGCGGGAUCGACAUAAUUAAGAUGAAUCCGCGUAUAACCGAACGGAUUGUAAUUUGUUGUGUUUUGAUAUUUCACUGACACGCGCUCGAUUGCGUGUAUUUAUAAUAUUACCGAUGAUUAUGACUAUACGUUAUACUUUGUACGCCAGUUGCGAACUGUACCGAUCUUUAGCAGCUAUGUACUGUGCUCGUUCAUUGAAUAUAUAGGGCAUUGCGUCACGAGUAUAAUUAUAAAGUAUAUCCUUAUAUUUUAGCAUUCUUUUACGCGUUCUCUCUUCAUUCGAUUAGAUGUGAAUUCGGGCUAUUGGUGCAACGUUGUCGAAUCGACGCCAGACAGCAUGUCGCUAUAAACAUUAAAAUUAUCUUUUUUUCCCCGUAGGGUAUUUUAAUUUUAUCACUUUCAUUCGACUUUUACGUGAUACAAAGAAGAAAAAAAAACAUUCCAACGUGGGUCGGAAAAAAAGUCGCGAUAAAAACAUUGGAUGGGCGAAGCAUGGCAGAUAAGAAAAUGCGUGCGAGCACUCGAUCGGUAUGGACAAACUACGCAUUGUCGUAUAUAGUUAACGCGUUAUAGAUUAAAAAGAACUGAUACAGUAUUAUAAAUGUAAACCAUCCAUUUCACGUUGUACUUUCCCCGAUGUGUUGAAAAAAACAUGAAGAUUUUUCAGUGCUGCGAUGCACGAUGCCAUUUCUAUACUGUGCGUUUAAUAUAGUGCAUUUAACGUUGAAACUGUGCCAAAAUAAAAAUUGAGUGUGUCCGCAUAAAUAAAUUGCACAACUCAUCAAUAUUUGUAAUAUUAUUUCAUGUGAAUGGUUGAAAAUAUCAGUAUCUUAAUAAAAUCUUUAAUGAGCCUUUUGUUAGAUAAAAAAUAAGAUGUUAAAACUAUUAAAAGACGCACAACGUCUACUGAUCAGAGUUCAGUGUAGCAAAUAUAGUUUCUGAUGCAUUAUACGAUGAUUGAUUUUAGCAUGAGUGAUUUGUAUAUAUGCUACAAAAAAUUAAGCGUUUCAUUAACUAACAUCGUUUAUAAUAUAGUUUAAUAAAAAAAUGAUAAAAAAAA